AGGCAGCCUGACAUCUUGCAUCAGCCGAUUAACCAUUCUCAUGUUCAGUUGCAGUCAAACCAUCACAAUUAUCAGCAACAGCGGCUUUGCUUAUCUGGUUGCCCUCUGGUAUCUCCAUCUUCUGCUUCAGGGUCUGUUGACGCUUUCAGUCAAAUUCAUAGCUUGGCUCGGCAUCAACUACCACCCCCAGCACAUCAAUUGGCUAAUUCAGUCUCUCAGGUCACCACUCAUCGAGAUCAGCCCCAACAACAAGAGCAACAUCCACAGCCCCAUCAUAAAACCAAUAACCGCCAUCUUAUUCAUCAUCCUCGACGACAUCUGAGCUCAGUUGUGCUUCAAAACACUUCGUCACUCAUGGGAAUGCACCAGGAACACUCUCAGCCGCCAGAAAGCCUGAUUUCCCAACAUUCCUCCUCUUCUGAACCUUAUUCAGCCAAGUUGGGGACCUCAAUCCCUCUGGGUAUUUUAUAUUUUUCAUCAUUUUAUUCAAGUGGUUCUUUAAAACUAGUUUAG
Messenger RNA from Protopolystoma xenopodis, 513 nucleotides. Lineage: Eukaryota; Metazoa; Platyhelminthes; Monogenea; Polystomatidea; Polystomatidae. The record is from the annotation of a GenBank genome assembly.